AUGGAUACAAUUGAACUGCUUCUUUCAAAGUUGCCUCAACUUCGACAUUUGGUUUUAACUGGACCAGCUAAUGGUAAUAUUGCAAAUGGACAUUGCUGGGAAAUACUGGCGAUGAAUUUAAUAUCAUUUGAUUUUAAGUUUAUUAUUGAAGUAGAUCGAAUUGAUUUAGUCCUCGAAUCAUUCCGUUCUUGGUCUUGGAUCGAACACAAGCGUUGGUACAUUGCCUAUAAAGAACAUUGUCUACUCACUGUGCCAUAUUGCACUGGCAUUACUGUGAAGCUUCCGCUUCAUCCACCUAUUUAUUCGACUGCACCCGAUAAUACACUCUUCUAUGAGCAUAUAAAUCAUCUUAUACUAUCAGAAAUGUCAGAAGAAGAUUUGCAUCAUUUUCAUCAUGUUAAACUAUUAGAUUUUCGAAGCAGCAUUCCACUAGAAAUUCUUCAAAUGAAAAUUGAUCUCAAUCGAGUAGACUGUUUGAUUUUACAUUCAUCAAUCGAGCCAUCAUUAGCUGUACUUAUUCCACUUGUUAUGCCUCUUUUGAAGGUAAUAGGAUUGUAUUGUAAUAUGAAAGAAUUUCUUGAAAAUGCGCGACAUAUGUACUAUCACUAA
Rotaria socialis is the source of this 609-nucleotide messenger RNA. Lineage: Eukaryota; Metazoa; Rotifera; Eurotatoria; Philodinida; Philodinidae. The record is from the annotation of a GenBank genome assembly.